Molecule: messenger RNA, 332 nt
Organism: Oppiella nova
Lineage: Eukaryota; Metazoa; Arthropoda; Arachnida; Sarcoptiformes; Oppiidae
Source: the annotation of a GenBank genome assembly
GUGCAAUCAUUGGUUCGGCGGAUAACAAAGUCGAGAUAGUGGAGGCCUCGAUGUUAGUCCUAUUGUUUGUGCUAAUUGUGGUGUUUCUCUACUAUAACGCACAACUCAUGGAUAAACUAACGGCCGCCCUCAAGAAGACAAGUGUUGAGCACAAGAACUGCGACUGUCCUGAAGAGGAAUGCAAUGGCAACUGUUCCCAAGCCUUAGCAUACAAUGAGAAAACUCCAUUACUAUCGCCGCCCAAUGGGUUACAACGACCCCUUUCCAUACAAUACGCGCCCGGAUAUAAAGAGAUGUCGUAUGAGAUCCUGAACACCUCUUUGGAGACAACC